This is a messenger RNA of Striga asiatica, 441 nucleotides long. The record is from the annotation of a GenBank genome assembly. Lineage: Eukaryota; Viridiplantae; Streptophyta; Magnoliopsida; Lamiales; Orobanchaceae.
AUGAAGAUUUUCGUGAAGACUCUAAAGGGUAUUACCUUCGACGUCGAAGUAAAACCCGAGGAUACGGUUGCAGAUGUGAAGAAAACCAUAGAGGGAACCAUAGAGAGUAAAGAGGAGCAUAUAAAUAUCCGGCCGCGCAGCAAAUGCUUAUCUACCAAGGGAAAUACACUGGAAGAAAAUAAAGUUGCUGAAGGCAGUUUUGUUGUUGUUAUGCUGAGCAAGGUAAAAAAACAAGGGACCUACAGGGAAGGCUCAACAACGCCAAACGCACCUAAGAUAUAUGAGAAAUUGGCUUACCUUGUUGAAGUUAAAAGUUCUUUUGAUUUUUCCCUGAGAUGGAAAUACAUUUCCUUUUUAUGGAAACAGAUAUUUUCUGGCAUGCAUAGUAAUGUGAACCAUUGUAUGCUUCAGACGUUUUGUUUCUUUGUUUUCUCAUUGUGA